AUGGCUCUGGGUGUGCGGCCGGCCGAUGCCGCCGCGGCCGCUUCACCACCAACUCGUCCUCAAGCGGAGCGUCGCCGUCACCGAGACCCCCGACCUGCACCUCGUGUGGUCCCGGGGCGCCGCAUCUUCCUCAAGCCGCUGCCGGCGAGCUGCGACUCUCCCGGCUGGACAAGGUGUCACAUGCUGCGGUUCGGCAGGGUCCUGCGCGGCUUCUCGACGGUGGACGGGGCGGCCGACUACAGCGACCUGCUGCACAACAACUUUACGGUGCUGGCGACGGCGCUCGCGUACGUGGUGGUGGUGCUGAGGGCGAUGCAGGUCGGGCUCGCGGUGGACGACCUCAAGGCCGACAGCGCGUUUCAGAAGGCGAGAGAUUGUAGGAAAUGA
This is a messenger RNA of Cordyceps fumosorosea ARSEF 2679, 387 nucleotides long. RefSeq lists its product as hypothetical. The record is from RefSeq and is a predicted model, not a curated record. Lineage: Eukaryota; Fungi; Ascomycota; Sordariomycetes; Hypocreales; Cordycipitaceae. The transcript has a single exon. Bases 1 to 387 code for a protein of 128 amino acids.